This is a messenger RNA of Oppia nitens, 1169 nucleotides long. Its product is annotated as SAP domain-containing ribonucleoprotein-like. The record is from RefSeq and is a predicted model, not a curated record. The transcript is spliced from 2 exons. Gene Ontology annotation, cellular component: nucleus. Gene Ontology annotation, biological process: poly(A)+ mRNA export from nucleus. NCBI's taxonomy places the organism in Eukaryota, Metazoa, Arthropoda, Arachnida, Sarcoptiformes, Oppiidae. The coding region runs from base 117 to 1031 and encodes 304 amino acids.
UGUGUUUGUGUUGUGUAUUGUAUUUAUUGGCAAAUAAUUUAUUAACAAUUGAUUAAUACAUUUGAAUCGAUAAUCAAUUAAAUAUAUUAUUAUUAUUACUUUCGGUCACCAAAGACAUGGACACCGCAGCCAUCAAUGCACUAAAAGUGGCGGACCUGAAGAAAGAGCUGAAAGCGCGCGGACUAUCGAUAAUCGGUGUUAAAUCGGAAUUAGCGGCCCGUUUAACGUCGGCCAUCAACGAUGAUGUUGAACAACUGUCGCCGCCGUUAGCCGCCGACGACGAUGACGACGAACCCAGCGAUGAAGAUCUGUUGGGUGCCGACGAUUCUGUAACCGAUUUGUCAGUUGCGAAAGCGGCCAACGACGAUGACGCCGCUGCUGCCGCCGAUGAUGAUCAUCUAAUUGACGACGACUUGUUGGCCAACGAAUCAAAAUCGGCGACAAUGAUUGUUACGUCGCCCAAGAAAUUGAUUCACAGAACCUUUACAACAGUUUCCGAUACUAACAGCAAAGCUGUUUCGCCGCAAAAGCCGUCAAUUGUGGCGACGACGACGACGAGCGCUAGCAAUGGCAGCGCAGAUACAGCGGCAUCACUGAAGACGACAACUACGACAAAUGCCACUCAACUGACUGCCGAUCAGAAGAAAGAGCUGAGAGCCCAGAAGUUUGGCGACAAUAAAUUGACCGAAAGAGCCCAACGAUUUGGUAUAAACAACUCGGCCACUGCCGCAAGUUCUUCAGCGACUACUACAUCGGCAUCUGCAAAGGUAACCCCCAUUUCCGAUGAGAAGCUCAAGGAAAGGGCCCAACGAUUUGGAACUAUAUCGACAAAGUUGAAGAAGAUUGAGGACAAUGAAAAGCUAAGCAAAAGAAAAGAGAGGUUCGGUAUCGUAACGAGCAGUCCUACUACCGAUUCCGCUGUCACUACAGGCGCUAACAACAGCAACGACAACAACAAGAGGAAGAUAACCUAUUCGGACAGCGAGGCGAAGAAACAGCAGAGAUUGUCACGAUUUGGAACCGUCUCUUAAAAUGAUUUAAGAUUUUGCCGACAAUAUUAUAAUUGUUUAUUAAUUUCAUUGUCAUAAAUAUCAAGUAUAAGAAAAAUAUUUGUUUAUUUAGCAUAAAUCAUUACCCGCUAUAUAUAUAUAUAUAUAUAUAUCUACUAU